AUCCUUUCUCAUAACGUUCGACAGAGCGCCGCGCAUUUGUUGACUUGUCGCUGGAGGCGGUUCUCCGAGUGUUUUCCGCCGUUGAAGCAGCGAAUGUUCAAAAUGAUCUUGCUUUGUUCGUGUACGACAAGGAGCUUGGAUUAGGAGAGAAUCAUGGCGUACCUCACGCAUUGCUGCUGUGGCUGCAUGACGGUCCGAACAGGCACCAAAGUGUUGGCCAUCCUCAGUGUUAUGGACGCCCUGGUUGGCAUCAUCAUCUAUGCGACGUUUUUGGUUUACCAGAAGGAGGUCGCGGAGGUCUUUGACGAUUUACCCUCGAUUAAAAGCUCGGUGGAAGUUAAGGUUGGGGAAUUCGUCGCUUACAUCGUCAUCGGCGUCAUUGGGGUCAUUGUGUCCAGCCUCUGUGUCAGGGGUGCCUACACGGAUCAGCGACACUACAUCCUCCCUUACCUAGUGUUUGAUUUCAUGGUCCUCGUGGUCCAGGGUAUCCUUGUCAUCUGGUUGAUCAUCGUCGUCAUAGCCAACGGUACCACCCAGAUCCUUUUGGUCGUCUGCAUUCGUCUGCUCUGGCUGUGCAUUUGGUGCUACUUCUACGUGGUGGUGCUGUCCUUCUACAAGCAGCUGGCAAAUGCUGCACACAACCCGGGCAUUUGCAUGGUGCCUGCGGAUCAGCCUGUCUCCCGUGGCACCUAUGUGCCACCUCGGAGCUACAGUUCCACUGCCCCGGAACCCCAGUGCUACUCGGACUCCAAGGUGGCCCUUGUGUGAAAAGCACAAACCCGUCUAGUUACUUUUAGGGCGCAGCUCUAAGGCGCCCGUUUUCGGGUUUCGCGGCGUCGGCGUCGACGUCGGCGGCGGAGUAACCGCGCUAAAUCGAGCGGGAAAAUUGACGUCACGUGACCUCAACACCAAUUCAAUUCCCCGCUAAAUUUAGCGGGGAAGAUGACGUGACAUGACUUGGUGUCACACUGUCACGUCACCGAAGAACAAAUUCAGUUUCUUCGCUAGAUUCAAUGGGAAAAUUGACGUCACAUGACCUCAACAGCAUUUCCCCGCUAAAUUUAGCGGGAAAAUUGACGUCACUUAAGGAGGAGGAGAGAGGACGAGGAGUAAAGGAGGGGGAGAAGGAGAGCAAGAGAUGGGUACGUAAGAGGAGGACCGGCAUACCCUCUCCUCCAUACACUCCCCUCCUCAAGAGCCGCGCUACAGAGAUUUUAAAACGUCAGAUUUUUUUGUUUGUUUUGUUUUACUGUUAAGUUAUUGUAGCUGCCCCCCCCCCCCCCCCUAGUCAGUCUUCUGGGACUCUUAUUGUUGCACCUUUUCUCGAGGAUGAGAGAUAUUUCUUGUGUUCUGGUCAUCAUUACAAUAUUGUUCUGAAUUUGUCUUGACUUUUGGAAUUGGUCUUUUGCACCAGGGUGUAAAGGCUAGGCAGUUACUCAAAGGUCUUUCUUCAUGUUUGCUGUUGUUCUGCGGCCUUGCGGUUCACUGCUUGGUGUUAUUAGGCCAACAUUUGGUCAUAGAUGUGAUGUCGACACUUUUGCCUGGCGUCAGGUGUUGGGCUUUGCACUGCGUGAAUAAACGAAAUCUAUUGUACGUGAGAUGUUGAAUUGUUGCGCCUAGCUUGGUACAAGUGCGGCCAUCCUGGUGAACUGUUCUGCUGCUCCAGGAUUGAAAAGACUUGGUCAACAUUAUUUGCUAAAUCGGGACUGGUAUGGCUAAUAUUCUCAUGGCUUACACAAAUAAUGUAGAAAGCAACCUUACUUUUCUUAAUGGAGUCGUUAAAGUCCAUACAAAGCUGGUCAUGUAAGAGUGGUUCCCAUAGAAUUGGCUUUAGAUUGAAUGUGCAAGUGAUGCUAGCAAGCUGUACCUGCAAACCUGGAUUAAUGUACUUUUAAAAAGAGUGCUUGUAGUGGCUACAUGAACUGUACUAUGAGAGCAAAAGAGGCUAAGAGGUCCGGAUACACACGGCCAAAUUCGCACACCUAAGCCCGGUUCAGGAUGCGCACCCUUUGAAAUUAGGUUUUGUGAGUACACACAAAAUAAUAUAGGCUUCCAUGAUAUAUGCCCAAGCCUUGUCUGGUGUCUACUAUUAUUAUUCCUUGUGUUUACUAGAGGUCUCUUGUAUUUCCUGGUUUCUUGUGAGCUAUUAUGUUAGCACCGUUGCCUUUAAAGCUGCUAUGUAUACAAAGAAUGCCUUUUAUGCCAUGUCCAGUUUCUAGGCUACUGAAUAUUUUAGUCGCAAAAAGCGCUGGAGAUAAAAGGCAUUCUUGUUGAGUUGUAAAAAAAGAUGUUUUGCUUGCUGCUUUGUCUGUGGUCGCUGUAAAUACUCACUUCUCCAGGGUUGCCACCUUUUCAAUUGAUUCAUUUCUCUAAGGUGCGUUAUCAGGCGGAGCUUUGCCAACACAAAGAUGGAUGCAGAGUAUUUUUAUAGUGAUGCUGCGUUCAUUGUUUACAUCUGAAGGCAUUCUAGUCAAAUUAGACCUGGCGGUAGAUUCGGCUUUUUUUUUUUUUCUGAGCCACAUGACUAAAGCGACAUUGGCCACUUGUCUGGAUUUUACAUAGUCGUGCUUCGGUUUUUAGCUACCAAAAUCGUCUCGGUAGGGUCAUUUGAUGCCGUUUUGCAUUUUCGGGGAAAGUCGUGAUGUAUUACAUACCUCAUCAAAAUAAAUACAAGACUGGUGGUCACCCGUAGUUGUGAUAGGAAGUUAAUAACAAUGUAGAUAUACCUUGUUGUCGUUGUGAGGGCCUAUCUGAUUGGGCACAUCGAAGAAGACAUUUCACAGAAGGAUUCUUUACAAUUGUCGUGUAGAAGCCAAGGUAAAAAAACCUUUCUGCCUUUCCAAUCUGGUGAAGAAGGAAGACCAGCGAAGGUGUACUAUGGCUUCCGUGGCACGAUCGUCGUCCGUGGCGUUGGCCCGCCGGCGCCGGUCACAUCGCCACUUCUGUUCUCAGGCACGUUCCAGGCGAGUGAUCUGCUCUUUCGCAAGUGAUUCGGAAGCACUCGUCGCAGUGGAACUCGAGGCGAUAGGGGCUUCGCGGCGUUUGCGCAGCCAUUCGCGCUGCUGCGCACGCCGCCGUUCCUUCCAUUUCCUCUCUUCUUCCUCCGAACGAACGGUACGCGGCCGACCCAUCCUGAGUCCAAAAGGCAACUGAUAAGAUCGCUGGCGCGACCUUGACGUCUCGGGACACAGGACACACACGAUUGGUAGGUGAGACGGUGACGUUUUAUUCUAGUAUGGCCGCGCCAAUCACGGGGCGUGCUCGAUGGCACGUACACAGGUGGCCGCUGACGCGGACUCCGGGGAAAAAGGUUCUCUGGUUGCCGCCGUCGCUCAUAGAUGGCGGGAGCUGUCUAGAGUUUUGUGUCAACACGCCGCUUGUCCGUGGAAAAGUAAUGGUCGGCCGCAAGUCGGCAAGCCGGUUGUCUGGUUGCCGCCGUCGCUCAUAGAUGGCGGGAGCUGUCUAGAGUUUUGUGUCGACACACCGCUUGUCCGCGGAUACGAUAGUGGGGGAAUUAGCACUUAACAGCUUUUCUGUAUAAAAAACGAACAAAAAACUUGUCAUCUAAGCCCUGUGAACUAUUACAACGUGCCUUCCUCCGCUCUGCAGUCUUUCAGUUGUCUGACUGCUUAUUGCUCUGUACCUGCCAAAUGAAAUUCCUACCACAACUGUGCUUGUUGUGCAAUGUGUGCACAUUGGUGUUUGCAUUCCCAAUGUUUGUAUGUAAGAACUGUUGCCGUUCCAUUGUUUGUUACUCUUCACGACGCCCACGUGCGCUGCAGUUGCAUUGUUAGUACCUUGCGCGUAGGUCGUCGCAAUCGCGUCUCAUUUACACCAGAUGGGCUGUCACUUUCUACAGUUUAUAUUUCUGUGUUUAAAUAAAGCUGUUUCGCAAAAUCC
This is a messenger RNA of Ixodes scapularis (black-legged tick), 3900 nucleotides long. RefSeq lists its product as uncharacterized. The record is from RefSeq and is a predicted model, not a curated record. Gene Ontology annotation, cellular component: lysosomal membrane. The coding region runs from base 154 to 768 and encodes 204 amino acids. NCBI's taxonomy places the organism in Eukaryota, Metazoa, Arthropoda, Arachnida, Ixodida, Ixodidae. The transcript is spliced from 6 exons.